UUGUUGCUUGGACGUGGCAGCCAUGACGUGAUUUCUGAGUUUUUGUUAAACAGAUUACACUAUUAAUUGUAGCGAAAACUGUUAAUUAAGGGAAAUACGUGCAUUACUCGUCACCGCCUAUCGAUAUUGCCAGUGCAAAUCCAGAAAUCCAUGUAGAGUUAAUAUAAGACAAAGCAGCAACAAGGCGACGAAGCAGAAAUCACCAAUAUACAGCACACAUGCUCAGAAAAGCAACAAUCAACCCACAACAACACAGAAGUCAACGUCCAAAUUUAGAGCUCAUUUUUCCGUGUGUUGCUUCCUUUAUCGAUUGACCGAUACCCUAACCACCAGCCAAUCGACACCACUCGCAUUUACCAACACUGCUGAGCGAGAGUGCAGAGCGAGUGAGCGCAAAACAGCUGAUUGCGACUGGCACACGCUUGUUGUUGCAGUUGCGCUGUUUUUUUUUUCUGUUUUGUUGGAACUUUUUCGCUGCAGCGAGAAAGAGAGCAGGGAGAGAGCAGCACAAACAACUACGUGUGACGUGGUGUGGGGGCAUACAGGUGGCAAAACAGCUGUUUCAACAGCAAAAGCAAUCUGUUUUUUAGUAGAAUACAUAAUCAAUUUGCCGCCUGCAGUUUUCCAGCUAAAACACACACACACAACAACCAAAAAAUUAACAACUAAAACAACAGCAGGAGAGACGGACUUUCAAAGGCAGCUUCCAGGACGACAAUUUCCACAACGAGUGCUUCCCGUCCUUCCCGUCCACAAACGGUCACCUUCCAAGCAAAAACAGCCCCCUUUCACAAUUUCCAAGCUGGCCCAACAAGCAGCAGACAGCAACCUUCCAACAACCGCCGAUCCCAUUAUCCAUUAUCCGGGAACGAUCGAGGGGCUAUCUAAUUGCUAUCUAAUUGGCGGCUAGCUGCGCGCACGUUAUGACCAAUUCGAUUGCGUCAACGAAAUGCCUGCCCAAUGCACUAUCGACCGGCAAUUAUGGAAUGUCCCAGAGCCACCGUUACACCGACGAUAGCAAGGAGUAUAUCAUCGUCAAGCUCACUGAUUCCGCGUUCCGUGCGAUCGAGGAAUAUCAGCGCGAUGACAACGCCAAACGCCUGCAGCCCGGCCAGCGGGCCAAGAUCCAGUUUGUGGGCAACACGGGCGUCAUCCAGUUCCCGCGACCAGCGACGGAUGCUAAUGGCAUCCCUAAUGCUAAUGGCAAUGGCGGCGACGCGGCCGGAGGAGGAGGAGUCGGUGGUGGUCGCAAAUUCGGCUUCACCAUCAACAAUAUGGAGGGAACGCUGGAGUGCGUUCAGCAGCAGCAACAGAACCUCGGAGUCCUCGGAGCGGUCACCCUGCGAAUGCGGAUCCAUGCCAAUGACGAUGUCUACGAUACGACACGCACAAAAAUGGCCAUUGCCGAGGAGACGGAGAAGAGCAAGUGCAUCAGGGAGAUUAAGCCGAAUCAGUCGGAUAUCGGGCGUAAGGUGAAGAAGCCGCCAUCUGCAGUUCAAGCCUCCGUAUCCGCCUCUACCGCCUCAGCCUUCUCUUCCUCCUCCUCUUCCUCCAACUCUAACUCCGGUUUGACGACGACGGCAUUUCAUCAUCACAGCAACAGCAACAGCAACAACAGUGGGAACAACAACAACAACAGCAGCAGCAGCAAUAGUUUUAAUAGCAACAACCAUAGUCGUAAGUUAGGUUCAUCGCCAUUUAAUGGCCUAGGCGUAGGAUCCAGCAGCUCCUCCAGCGCGUUUGCCUCGCGUUCGCCCAAUCCCAGCACGCUGGGAGCCAGCGGCACAGUCAAUGGCUCCGGCUCUGGCGGUGGUGGUCGCUAUAAUGGAGGCGCCGCCUCCUCGCUUGCUUCCACAUUCGCCAACGGCAUCUCGCAGGGCUACAACAACCUGAGUGGCAGCUCGCCAAGGGAUGCCAUGCCAGCAGCAGCAUCAGGUGCGCCAGCAUCAUCAGCCAUUUCCUCACGCAACAAGAUGCCAAGCGGAGGGCUCACCUCCUCCAACUCCUCCUCGUCCUCCAGGAGUGCCAAUAACAAGUCGUCGGGCGGCAACAAGAUGUCGGAUGUCUCUAGGCGUAACAUACGCGAACGGCUCAUCCACCUCCUGGCCCUGAAGGCUUUCAAGAAACCAGAGCUCUUUGCGCGGCUCAAGAACGAGGGCAUUCGGGAUCGGGAGCGCAAUCAGAUCACCAACAUACUCAUGGACAUCAGCACCAUGUCGCAAAACACGUACAAUCUGCGCCGCCAGAUGUGGAACGAUGUGGACGAGAACUGGCCCUUCUUCAGCGAGCAGGAAGUGCAGCAGCUGAAGCGCCGCAAGCCGCAGAACCUGACGCCGCCGAUGAGCUCGGAUGCGGGCAGCUCGACGUCCGGCCAGAGUCCCACAUCGACGCAUACGGGCAGUCCACCACCACCGUCAAUGAAUGGCGGACCUGGCGGAGUCGGCGGAGGUGGAGCGGGCGGCGGCAGCCUGAAGCGGACAAGCCUCGAGUACGACGAGACUAUGUUCAGCACUGUGCAGCCCAAAAAGCAGCGCAUCAGUCACUACAAGAAGGACACUCCGCCCUCUGGCACAUCGUACUCCUCCGCUGCGGUGUCCAUGUCUCUGGGCUCGUCCGCCUCCAGUCGUAAUCGUUAUACACCGCCGCAACGCCAGCCGGGUCCGCUGGACGAUCACAGCACCAGUGAUCUCAGCUACAAUGUGCUGGACAACAUGGAGGAGUUUAUGAGCUCGACGGCAGCAGCAACGCAGCAAACGAUUGAGCAACAGCAGCAGCAGCAUCAGCAGCAGCAACAGCAGCAACAACAACAGCAUCAUCCAAGGUGCAGCAGCAGUAGCAGUAGUAGGCGAGGCAGCUCUGCGAUGGCGGGCGCCAGCAAUAGUGGUGGCAACAAGGACAAGCGGAACUCCACGGGCAGCAAUUCAAGCAGCUCCAGUGGGUACGAAACGCAGCAGGACCGCCAGCGGACAACGGCGGCCAUGUCGUCGAACCGCAGCAGCAGUAGCAGCAAAUCUUCAUCCGCCUCCUCAUCGACGACGCCGCCCAAGCUGGCGGCCAGUUUUGUGCCUGCUGCAGCGGGCUCUGCAUCCGCUUCCGGUUCCGGUUCCAGCAAGCAGCGUAAUCCGCCCCAGCAGAGCGACUACAACUCGUACAACAGCAAUAACACGAAACAUGCCGCCUCUAACAGCAAGAAAAGGACGAGUAGUAGUGGUCCCAGUGGUGGAGCGAACGGUCAGCGGCAGAGGAGUUCCAGUGCCUCGAACUCUGGCUAUCAGCAAGUGCCGCCGCCCUCAUCCUCAGCCUCCUCCAACUCGCGUUCGUCCCUCCAGCAGCAGCAGCAGCAGCAACAGCAACAACAGCACCAACAAAAGCAGCAGCAACACCAGCAGCAGCAGCAGCAACAGCAGCAGCAGAAUCAUUACCAUCAGCAGGCCAAGCAUCCGUCGCCCACGCAACAGUUGGCGGCUGCUGCCCAUGCCUACGCCCAUGCCACCGCGGAUGCGGACUCAUCCUCCAUGCCCCGCUACGACUUCAGCCAAUAUGUGCCCAUCCAGACGCUGGAGGUGCGGCGGCGCUACAAGACUGAAUUCGAGAGCGACUACGAUGAGUACCGCAAGCUGCUGAUGCGCGUGGAGGAUGUGCGCAACCGCUUCCAGGACUUGUCCGAGCGUCUGGAGAGCGCCAGACGCUGCGACAACGGAUACGGGGACUACGACCACAUAAAGCGGCAGAUUGUGUGCGAGUACGAGCGGAUCAAUAACGAUCGCACCAUUGGAGAGGACAAGCAGCGCUUCGAUUACCUGCACGCCAAGCUGGCGCACAUCAAGCAGCUGGUGAUGGACUACGACAAGACUUUGAUGAGUGCCACGCCGGCGGCGGUCACGGCGGCCACGGAAGUGGUGGCGCCUGCAGCUCCGGAUCCAGCGGUGGCGAUGGCGGAGGCGCGGCCUAGGUUAGCCGAGCAGCAGAGGAGGCAGCACCAUGCUGUGGAGACGAUAGAACAGAAGCAGCAAAGGCAACGCCACCAUCCCCAGCAGCCGCAGCCGCAGCCGCAGCAACAUCAGCAGCACAAUCCACAGCAGCAACAUCAUUUACAGCAGCAACAUCAUAUACAGCAGCAGCAGCAGCAGCAGCUGCAGCAACAGCACCAUGCACAGGAGCAACAUCAGCAGAAUGCAAGCGAUUCGGAUGACAGUUCGGACAGCUCGGACUCCAACGAUGAUGACGACGAGGACUGCGAUGAUUCCAACUCCAAUACCGAUGACGAUGAGGCACGCUAUUGAUCCUGCUGCUGGGACUACUUCGAUGACCAUCCGCUGAUCCCCCAUGUAAAAAGGCAAAAACAAGCAAGAAACUAUUACAAAUACUACAAACUAUUAUAGUAAAAACGCAAAAAAAAAACAUAGCAAACAAACAAAUCAACAAAACAACAAAACCGACAAAAACACCAAGAAAAACGUUCUAAAAGAAAAUUGUACUACAAGCAAAAAAAACCUUCAAAAAAAUGUUGAAAUUAUGUUAACAAAAACUAAACAAAAAAUACAAACUUUCGCGUAAAAUAAUUUUUAUUACAUUAAAAACGAGAAUAGGCGGCGGGCCAGUUCUGCUGCCACCGAUUUCUACACGCAUAUAAUAUAUACAUAUAUACAUAUAUGAACUAUAUAACAUAACAACAAGCCAGAAGAAGACGAGAUGAUGAGGAGGAAACAAAAUCAAUAUUUUUAAAAACAACGGCGAAAGCAAAAAAAAUUAUAUACGAACGAGUUGUAGACUUAAUUUUUUGUUGAGCAUAUUGAGCAGCUUAAAUAAGCGCAGGCAUAAGUAACUAAAUGAAAACAAAAACGAAAACACAUGUUUAUCCUUGCGUUUUGUGUGUAAUAAUUAUUAUUAUUAUUAUAUUAUUAUUAUCAACUUUUAAAUAUAGCGUGUAUGUUUUUCGUUUUUAAUCUAUAGACUCUUCUUAUUUUUAUUCUUGAUUUUUGUUUAACAUUUGUUACAAACGGCAAACACUCACACCUCACCAAGAAAAAAGAUCAACAAAAAGUAUCACACACUCAUACACACACACAUAAACACACACAUAAACACAAACACACACACAGUACACUCAUCGACAAAUUUUUUUGCAUUUUUGGGCAUAGCUUUUGUUUUAGAUUUGUGUAGAGAACGAGAGAGAUUGAGAGAGAUACAGCGAGCGAGUAGGCCAGCACAAAGUGUCCUCGCUGCUGUCGACUGCACGUGCCCAAAGUCCAGGAUCCAGGUUAUAGUGGGAUUUGGGUUUGGGAUCGGGAUCGGGAUCGGAAUCGGGAUCGGGAUCGGGAUCGGGAUUGGGUGCGAGUAGAGUUAACUGAUAUUGAGCCAAUGUUUGCCUAGGCCUACGAUGACCACAAUUGAAUACCGUAACCGACAAACAGACAGAUACACACUGAGAGAAAAAGAGAGCACCACAGAAACAAGCUAGAAAAUCAAUUGCAUAUUGUUGGGAAAGUUGGUAAUACCGAAAUCAGUUUUUAGAUAUAUUCUUUUGGCCAGAAAUUGUUUUUUUUUUGUAUUAUUCCAAGGGUUUUCUAUUUGUAAAUGCUAACAAUUAUUUUUUUUAAGUAAAAAGUAUAACAGAUAAUGUUUUUUUAACUACAAAACCAAUAUAUAGCUUUGGUUUUCAUAAAAAAUGUAAUAUUUUAAGCUGGUCGUAAACGAUGAAGUGGCUGCUUGAGCAAUUUUCAUGGAUAUACAUUCAGAUCGUGCAGUCGCUUCAUCGUUUACAACCAGUUCAAUACCUCGUUGGUCUUAUCAACCCCCAUUAAUAUGCGAUUAUGUGUGUAAAUUAUAUUUCCCUUUGGUGGUGUUGCAUGCGGGCGUGCCUCUAAACAAUAGACUGAACUUUUAAACGGCUUGUGUAGAAAAAAAUUCUUCUGUUUUAUCGAUAACUAGUUAAUUUGUUAUAUAUUUUUGUGUUUAAUUAUACACAGGUUUUUGUUUCGCGUACGUAGCGUUUAUAUUUUUUUUAGCCAACUCCAGCAGUACCAUUACCGUACCGUACUGUACUGUACUAUUCUGUACCGUACCGUGCCGUGCCGUACCGUACCGUACCGUACCUUUCCAAUCUGUAAACUGUGUCAAAACUAAACAAAUAGGGACAUUUUCAGAACUGACCGAAGACAGAGACUUUAUUUAUAUAAUUUGCGGCUUUGGACUAGUUAUUGCUCAAAACUAUGAGAGGACUAAUAGAAAUGAUAUACUUAAUGGUUGUAUCACAGCUAUGGCGACCCCUUAAGUUGUUUGCUUUUAGUUUUAGGACAACUCUAAGCAUGUUACGAAAGCUUCCUUAAGUAAAAUAAUAAUAAUAACAACAAACUUAACAAAAUACAAGCAAAUGUGAAAGGAGAGAUGAUAAAGUCGCUUAAAAAUUAUCAAAUUAUUUGCUGAAACUCUAGUGUCCAAAAUAGGGAGACGAUGGGGAGACGAAACGAAACAAAACCAAAACAAAGAA
Molecule: messenger RNA, 6490 nt
Organism: Drosophila gunungcola (fruit fly)
Lineage: Eukaryota; Metazoa; Arthropoda; Insecta; Diptera; Drosophilidae
Gene: Su(Tpl)
Product: RNA polymerase II elongation factor Ell
Biological process (GO): transcription elongation by RNA polymerase II; positive regulation of transcription elongation by RNA polymerase II; snRNA transcription by RNA polymerase II
Cellular component (GO): transcription elongation factor complex
Molecular function (GO): cis-regulatory region sequence-specific DNA binding
Source: RefSeq, a predicted model, not a curated record